Pomacea canaliculata is the source of this 1821-nucleotide messenger RNA. RefSeq names its product KRR1 small subunit processome component homolog. Bases 40 to 945 code for a protein of 301 amino acids. The transcript has a single exon. Gene Ontology annotation, cellular component: small-subunit processome; nucleolus. Gene Ontology annotation, molecular function: RNA binding. NCBI's taxonomy places the organism in Eukaryota, Metazoa, Mollusca, Gastropoda, Architaenioglossa, Ampullariidae. The record is from RefSeq and is a predicted model, not a curated record.
AUGAUCGGACCCUGCAAUCGUAGUUUUUAAUGAGACAUCAUGGCGACGCGUGAGGAUGUGUUGACCGUUCCAGAAGGAUGGACCGAACCAAAAUUUUCUGUAGAAGAUAAUCCUCAUGGCUUAGCUGCUAAAUCAUCGUUUGCAGUCCUCUUCCCAAAAUACAGAGAAAAGUACCUGCGUCAAUGGUGGCCUUUGGUGAAAAAGAAAUUUGCUGAAUACAACAUUAAAGCAGAUUUGGAUCUCGUGGAGGGAAGCAUGGCGGUAUCCACAACGAGAAAAACAUGGGAUCCUUUCAUGAUCGUUAACGCCAGAGACUGUAUUAAACUUCUUUCAAGAAGUGUGCCAUAUGAACAUGCUAUAAAAGUGUUAGAGGAUGGAGUUGCCUGUGAUAUCAUCAAGAUUAAAUCUAUGGUACGAAACUCAGAGCGUUUCAUAAAGCGUCGACAACGGUUAAUUGGACCAGAUGGAUCAACACUAAAGGCGAUCGAACUGUUAACAAACUGCUAUGUUCUUGUUCAGGGUGGUACAGUUGCAGCAGUUGGCCCUCAUAAAGGGCUUCGAGAGGUACGUAAAAUUGCCGAAGACACGAUGCGUAACAUUCACCCAGUGUAUAAUAUAAAGACAAUCAUGAUUAAACAUGAACUUAGCAAAGAUGAGAACCUUCGAUAUGAGAGUUGGGACCGCUUCUUACCUCGAUUCAAAACGAAAAAUGUAAAGCGUAAGCAGCAGAAGAAGAGAGUAAAGAAGGAAUAUACGCCAUUCCCACCACCGCAGCCAGAGAGUAAGGUAGACAAAGAACUUGCUACAGGGGAAUAUUUCCUCAAAUCUAAACAGAUACAUGCUAGGAAAAAAGAAGACAGAGUAGAGAAAGACAAAAAGGCUAAAGAAAAGCGACAGCAGAAGCGCAAUCAAGCAUUUAUUCCUCCCAAAGAAAAGAAAAAUUAAGCUUUGUAUUGAAGGGAAGUGAAAUAUUGAUUGUAACAACUGUAAGUAGUAAGAUAGUUGUGUUUUGAAUAAUUUUUUUUAUUACAAUGCUUUAGAGGAUAUGCAUGCCGAUUUUUAAGUACUUGUGUAUUAUUAAGAUCAAGUUUUGUUUUCAAAAAACAGUAAUUUUUAAAAAAAACCAUGAAGUUUGUGUUACGACGCAAAAAGUAAAUGGGAGAUGUGUUGUAACCAUGAAACAAAUUUAACUCAGUGCUGAUGUAACCCGAGGACCACUUGUACAUAUUUUGUUUGCAUUUUUAUUUUUGUGAAAGACAGGUCCACUAUAUUUUCUACAAAUCUUGCAUCGGUUAUAAAGCUUGAUUUUCCAACAAGAAGUUAAUGAAAUGAUUCCUUGAAUCAACAUCACAUUUCUAAGUAACAAGCAGUCAGAUUUUAGGUUGUCCAGCACAGUGCCCAAAACUGUUCAUUUAAUGAUCACCAUUGGCAUUUGGGAUGGCAAAUAAAGUUAUCAGUAUUUUGUCCUCACCCAGUGUCUAAACGUGCCCUGCACGUGGUUAAUAUUUUUCAUUGCUGUCUACCACUUCCAUUCUUGCAUCAACCUUCAAGAAUGCAAAUAUACAAAGUAUGCUUUGAUUAUGGAGCCAUUGUCACACUACUAGUUCAUUUCAGCUGUUUAUGCAUUUUAUCACUGAUUACAUCCUUUACAUUUUAUUUUUGUGGGCAGUUUCUAUACAGAGGAAUAUUAGCAAUUUUUAAUUGAUGGUAGGUAAGAAUGAGAACUUAUGUCAUAUCACUGUCAUUCAGCUACGUAACAUUGUUGACAACACAUGAGUCUAAAGAAGACUCAUCAUUGAAAUAAAUACAGGUAUAGCAAUU